Messenger RNA from Astyanax mexicanus (Mexican tetra), 1613 nucleotides. RefSeq names its product transformer 2 alpha homolog (gene tra2a). Gene Ontology annotation, biological process: positive regulation of mRNA splicing, via spliceosome. Gene Ontology annotation, molecular function: RNA binding. The transcript has 9 exons. The coding region runs from base 159 to 1085 and encodes 308 amino acids. The record is from RefSeq and is a predicted model, not a curated record. Gene Ontology annotation, cellular component: spliceosomal complex. Lineage: Eukaryota; Metazoa; Chordata; Actinopteri; Characiformes; Acestrorhamphidae.
GGAUCUGGCAACCCGUCCUCAGCCGCAGCCAUUACUCUGCUAACGCUAACAGCUAGCUGUCUCUACGACACAGUCUUUAACCUUAUCUAACCUGAUCUAAACACACAACAGCUUCUCCAGCAGCCGCAGCGCUCUGAUUUAUCCACAGAGCUGCGAGAAUGAGCGACAUUGAGGAGGGAAACUUCGCGAGAAGAGAUUCCCGCUCUCCUUCCAAGUCGGAGCGGGGCAGUCCGGUCCGCGGGAAGUCCCGCAGCAGGUCUGGAUCCCGCAGCCCAUCCCGAGCCUCCAAACGCUCCGAGUCCCGCUCACGCUCCAGAUCCAAGUCCAGCAGGUCUCGCUCUCGCCGUCACUCCAACCGCCGCUACAGCCGCUCUCGCUCUCACUCGCGUCGCAAGAAGUCCCGCUCUCGCUCCUACAGCCCAGAGUACCGGCGCAGGAGGAGCCAGAGCACGUCGCCCAUGUCCAACCGCCGACGCCAUGCCGGCAGUCGGAGCACGUACAGCCAUGACAAAAAAGAUUCGGUCAGUCAUGGUGAUGCCAGGGCGAAUCCAGACCCCAACACGUGUCUGGGUGUGUUCGGGCUGAGUCUGUACACCACAGAGCGGGACCUGAGGGAGGUGUUCUCCCGCUACGGCCCCCUCGCUGGAGUUAACGUGGUGUAUGACCAGCGCACCGGACGCUCCCGUGGAUUCGCCUUCGUCUACUUCGAGCGGAUAGACGACUCCAAAGAGGCUAUGGAGCGAGCCAAUGGGAUGGAGCUGGAUGGGAGACGCAUCAGAGUGGAUUACUCCAUCACUAAAAGGCCGCACACCCCCACUCCUGGAAUCUAUAUGGGACGCCCCACACAUAACGGAGGAGGAGGAGGAGGAGGAGGAGGCGGCGGCAGCAGCAGCAGUGGAGGUGGAGGAGGAGGAGGAGGAGGAGGAGGACGCAGGCGAGACUCGUAUUAUGACCGCGGCUACGACCGAUACGACAGAUACGACGAGUACGACUACAGAUACAGUAGGAGGCGCUCUCCGUCACCGUACUAUAGUCGCUACAGGUCCCGUUCACGAUCACGCUCCUACAGCCCACGACGAUACUGAGGUCGUGAACGCUGCGGAGUUGCGGGGAAUGGUCCUGGGUGUGAGAACGUUAAAUGAAGCUAUUACAUAUCUCAAUAAUCUCCAGAAAUACAGAAAUAACAGUGGUUUAAACAGAGCUGCUGUGAUUUAGACCCAGAUUCGUUUUGGUUUAAUAGACGUCUUAAUUAGUUCUUUCCGGUGUGACCGUGAUGAUUUAUUCUCUAAAGGAGUUCAGAGGUUCUGGGCAUGCACAUGAUGAUUAUGAUGAUGAUGAUUUUCUUUAUUUUUAUUUCUCCUUUAUUUUGUAGUGCAUAUGUGUUUGUACAUACAGAAGAUAGACGGUUCUGAACAGGUAUGAAUGUGCUGAUUGAUGUGUGUAGUGUUCAGUGCGUAUUUACAAUACAUGUGUUUUUAAGACGAAUGAGAAUGUAUACGACAUUCUAACAGUACGCUUAAACCCUCGGUUGUGUGACGACACCCACUGUUGUAUUUUGUCCUUUAUUAACGUCUUUUCUUUUUCAAGGAAUAAAAAGAAAUCCAGUCCUUGUA